UGGUAGCUCUGGUUGUAUGCCAGGAGAACAGAUUCCUGAAGCCUGUAAGAAAGUGAGGAAGCAAUGAAGAGGGAAGGAGAAAAGAAGAGAGGAGAAGAGCGGAGAAGAAGAGCCUGGGGCUAAGAUGAAGACCUGGAAAAUGAAACAGGGAAUAUAAUGAGGAAAGAGAGAGAAACAUUUCUUUAACAAACACAGACUUCCCUGAACAGAUAUUCAAAAGGAAGAGAGAAAGAGAGAGAGAGAGAGAGAGAGAGAGAGAGAGAAAGAGAGAAACGAUGGCAGUAUUCCCAACUAUCAGGCUUCCCCCAGGGUUGAACCGGCUGACCUGGAGACAACUCUUCCUGCUCUGCGUGCUGCUCUCUGGGCUUAUGUAUUUCCUGAGGUUGAGGCGACCAGUAACCAUCAGGCCUGUCUCUGGGUCCCGCACCUUAGAACGAGGUCACGACCUCUCGCACCGCCCUACAAGGACAUCUUGGGGGGCGCCUCUGGUGUGGGGAGACAGCGAGGUCUCGGAGCGUCAGAGGGCGGCGUUUGCACAGCGCUCGUUCCGUGUGGGGUUGAUGGUGCUCGCCGUGGGCCGCUACACACACUACCUCCAGCAUUUCCUCCAAUCGGCCGAGACACACUUCCUGCCGGGGCUGCCCGUCAACUACUACAUCCUGACGGACAACCCCGAAAAGCUCGUCCCGCCCCCCGAGCUGGGCGAGGAACGCAGCCUGCGGGUUGUGCCCGUGGCUGAGAUGCCAGGCUGGGAGCACUUGGUGCGUCGGCGCAUGGAUCUCCUGGCCUCCACCAUCGACAACCAGGUCCAGCAGGAGGUGGACUAUGUCUUCUGUGCCGACGUGGACCAAGAGUUCGCCAGCCAGGUGGGCACGGAGAUCCUUGGGACGCUGGUAGCCACGCUGGACCCACAGCACACUUCCAUGCCCAUCUACACUUACCCGUACGAGAGGAGCCCAGACUCGCGGGCUUGUGUCCUCGACGAGGAGGGCGACUACUACUACACCUCGGAGCUCUACGGGGGCCUGUGCUCAGAGGUAAUGGCCCUGACAAAGGUCUGCUCCCAGCUCAUCCUCCAAGACCACGCCCUGGGCGUAGAGGCUCAGGGGCUGGAGGAGAGCUAUCUGAACCGCUACCUGAUUGACAGGAGGCCUACCUGCGUGCUCUCGCCUGAGUAUAGCUGGUGGGAUUCCCCAGUGACGCCUGAGGUCCCUCAGAAGAGGGUCAUCUCGCUGGGGAGGCAAUGCGCCUCACUCAGGGACCAGGGGAAGAGCGCUCUCAACUGCUAAAAGAACACGAACGGAGACGAACGGAGAGAAACAGAGAGGAAAAGAGAGUAGAGAAGAUGACUGGGAGGUCAUGUAUGGAGCAGAGAAGGGACUGAAAGCUAAUAACCACUUUGAGUAAAAUCUGAAGAGCUCUAUACUAAAGAGCCAUGCAGCCUGUGGAUUUUGAUAUAUUGUUUUGUAAAUAUUUAGCUGGUUAUAUACUGUAUAUAUCAAGUUAUAUACAAUUGUAAUGCAAGAUACUUCACUAGAAUAGAGGGGGAUGAGAGGAAAAGAGAAGGAUUGUUCUUAUGGAGUGAAAAGAAAGCACACAAUUGCUCUGUUAACAAUAUUACCUAUCUGCAUACAGUAUUAAUCACAAGCAUCUAUUCAGUUCUUUGGAUCUGUCCUAUGUCAGUUACACCAUUUUUUUUAAUACAUUGUUCACAUUAUUGUAACCCACUCCAAAUAUCUGCCUAUUUUAAAAUGCUAUCUCAAAUUCUAGCUGUGCAGUUGAUGGAUCUUGAUGUCUUUGUGUUAAAACAGCUGGUAGCAAACGGAGGAAAUCUAAGAGGCUAUGUAAAGUGUAUCUUUCCUCUGUGGACCUGGCACUUGACACACCAUUAAAGUCAGAUCUGAGAUACAACCCAGAGGGGCUGGUUGGUUCUCUGCGAUAAGAGUGACUGGAGCAAAUGCCUGCUUUUAGCAGCCGGUUCAAUCAUUAACC
This is a messenger RNA of Clupea harengus (Atlantic herring), 1992 nucleotides long. Its product is annotated as globoside alpha-1,3-N-acetylgalactosaminyltransferase 1. Gene Ontology annotation, molecular function: hexosyltransferase activity. Gene Ontology annotation, cellular component: membrane; Golgi apparatus; vesicle. Gene Ontology annotation, biological process: carbohydrate metabolic process. The record is from RefSeq and is a predicted model, not a curated record. Lineage: Eukaryota; Metazoa; Chordata; Actinopteri; Clupeiformes; Clupeidae.